AUGGCGACCAAAGCAGUCAUUCCCAUCCUGGUUGGGAUGAUGUUACUGACCGGCUGUGCCAAUACAAUCCUGACCAAGUAUCAAGACCAGCAAUGCGUACGCGAUUGUGAUGAUAACCCUAAGACCUUCGAACAGCCUGUUAUCCAGACCGUACAAAUGUUCAUCGGUGAGAUGGGCAGCUGGCUUGUGAUAUUAGGCUUCUACUUAUACCGAUUCUUCAUCCUGUCUACCCGCGAAGCUCCUCUGCUCUAUCAGCCCGUGAACACCGACGAACCAGAAGAAGACGACGAUGUUACCGUACGACCGACCUCAAGAAACGCCCCGAGUCCCGCGUUGAAGCCUCUCAUACCAAAUGCCGACGAUCGAGCUCCACUGGAGGGCUGGAAACUGGCACUACUCAGUCUCCCAUCUUGCUGUGACAUUGCAGGAACCACUCUGAUGAACGUUGGUCUGCUAUUUGUGGCGGCUUCAAUAUACCAAAUGACAAGAGGCGCUCUAGUGCUCUUUGUUGGUCUCUUUAGUGUAGUGUUUCUCAAGAGAAGGCUCUAUGCCUAUCACUGGCUGUCCCUUGUGAUUGUGGUGGCUGGUGUCGCCUUGGUUGGCCUGGCUGGCGUCAUCUCAUCUGGCAACAGGCAGCCAUCGCCUCCACAGGAUCCUCAGGAGACACUGCUUGGUGUGCGUCUUUGGGUGCGGUCUGUGGUUGCUGAGGCCGCUAGCACAGAAGUCCUCAAGACCCUUGUUGGCAUUCUUCUGAUCGCUUUCGCUCAAAUCUUCACCGCAACCCAAUUCUGCCUGGAAGAAUGGAUUCUGGAAAACUACGCACUCGAGCCGCUGAAAGUAGUCGCUUGGGAAGGACUGUUUGGCUUUGUGGUCACGAUCUUGGUGCAGGUAAUCUUACACUUCAGCAUCGGAAUUACAAAAAAUGGGAGGUAUGGGUACUUCGACGCCGAGGAAGGUUAUCGACAAGUGUUCACCAACAGAGCAAUUGGAAUCUCAAGUCUUGCUAUUAUGGUGUCGAUUGGUGGCUUCAACUUCUUUGGACUGUCCGUGACGAGAAGUAUUUCUGCAACAUCCCGCUCCAUCAUCGAUACAUGCCGCACUCUUUUCAUAUGGCUUGUUUCCCUUGGGUUGGGUUGGGAAUCAUUCAAGUGGCUUCAAGUCGCUGGAUUUGCUCUCCUUGUUUAUGGUACCUUCAUGUUCAACGACCUUGUGAGACCACCCAUCCGAGCUCUACUUCCCAGAAGGGGGGAGGAGGAGCCCUCGGAGCACACUCAUUUGCUCCCAGAAGAGCCAAUCGAACAUAUAUAG
Exophiala spinifera is the source of this 1308-nucleotide messenger RNA. RefSeq lists its product as uncharacterized. Gene Ontology annotation, molecular function: pyrimidine nucleotide-sugar transmembrane transporter activity. Gene Ontology annotation, cellular component: Golgi membrane; intracellular membrane-bounded organelle. The transcript is spliced from 3 exons. Gene Ontology annotation, biological process: pyrimidine nucleotide-sugar transmembrane transport. The record is from RefSeq and is a predicted model, not a curated record. Lineage: Eukaryota; Fungi; Ascomycota; Eurotiomycetes; Chaetothyriales; Herpotrichiellaceae. Bases 1 to 1308 code for a protein of 435 amino acids.